AUGUUUGUAAAAAUAAAGACUCUCGAGGGCACGGAGGUCCAGCUACGCAUAGAUCAGAAGAUGAAAGUCAGCGAAGUCAAGCGAUUGAUUGAAGAAAAAGAAGCAAUUUCAGUUGAACAGCAGCGAUUGAUCUUUGCCGGCAAACAAUUAGUAGAUGCUAACGAAAUAGAAAUCUAUGGCAUAAAGAAUGACGAUGUCUUACAUUUAGUUUUGGCAUUACGAGGUGGAGUUAGUUGGGGUUAG
Molecule: messenger RNA, 243 nt
Organism: Nematocida homosporus
Lineage: Eukaryota; Fungi; Microsporidia
Product: ubiquitin-like protein Nedd8
Exons: 1
Coding region: 1-243 (80 amino acids)
Biological process (GO): protein ubiquitination; modification-dependent protein catabolic process
Cellular component (GO): nucleus; cytoplasm
Molecular function (GO): protein tag activity; ubiquitin protein ligase binding
Source: RefSeq, a predicted model, not a curated record